AUGCUCGGCAGGUCCGGGUACCGGGCGCUGCCCCUGGGGGACUUUGACCGUUUCCAGCAGUCGAGCUUCGGCUUCCUGGGCUCGCAGAAGGGCUGCUUGUCCCCGGAGCAGGGCGGCGUGGGGCCGGGGGCCGAUGCACCUCAGAGCUGGCCCUCCUACUUCUGCCACAGCCUCAUCAGUUUCCUGGGGUUCUUGCUGCUGCUGAUCACCUUUCCCAUUUCUGGCUGGUUCGCCUUGAAGAUUGUGCCCACCUAUGAGCGGAUGAUCGUGUUUCGACUGGGCCGGAUCCGCACCCCUCAAGGGCCUGGCAUGGUUCUACUCUUGCCCUUCAUUGACUCCUUUCAGCGGGUGGAUUUGAGGACACGAGCUUUCAGUGUCCCUCCCUGCAAGUUGGCCUCUAAGGAUGGGGCUGUGCUGUCCGUGGGGGCCGAUGUCCAGUUCCGCAUCUGGGAUCCGGUACUGUCUGUGAUGACUGUGAAGGACCUGAACAUGGCCACGCGCAUGACGGCCCAGAACGCCAUGACCAAGGCCCUGCUCAAGAGGCCUCUGCGGGAGAUCCAGAUGGAGAAGCUCAAGAUCAGCGACCAGCUCCUGCUGGAAAUCAAUGAUGUGACCAGGGCGUGGGGGCUGGAGGUGGACCGAGUGGAGCUGGCAGUGGAGGCCGUGCUCCAGCCCCCCCACGACAGCCCAACGGGGCCCAGCUUGGACAGCACCCUCCAGCAGCUGGCCCUCUGCUUCCUGGGAGGAGGCCUGUCCUCCGUGGCGGGAGGUGCUUCAGCCCCAGGGUCAGCAGACACCUUGGAGAUGGUGAGCGAAGCUGAACAGCCUGCCCCUCACGUUGGUGCUGGGCCCAGCCCAAAGCAGCCCGUGGCCGAGGGCCUGCUGACUGCCCUGCAGCCCUUCCUGUCGGAGGCCCUGGUCAGCCAGGUCGGGGCCUGCUACCAGUUCAAUGUCAUCCUGCCCAGUGGUACCCAGAGCAUCUACUUCCUCGACCUCACUACAGGGCACGGGAGGGUAGGACACGGGGUGCCUGACGGCAUCCCGGAUGUGGUGGUGGAGAUGGCGGAAGCGGACCUGCGGGCCUUUCUGUGCAGGGAGCUGCGGCCCCUGGGGGCCUACAUGAGUGGGCGGCUAAAGGUGAAGGGUGACCUGGCCAUGGCCAUGAAGCUGGAGGCUGUCCUCAGGGCCCUGAAGUAGCAGCUUUGGCUGACUGUCCAUAGCCCAGCCCCAAGUCUGGCAUCAAGCCAGGGGGGCAUCUUGGAGGAGGAGGCACUGGUGCCACACCUUGGAUUGUUGAGGCCCUGAGAAGUUCGAGGCUCAGCCAGGAGCCAAUGAAUAGAGACUGGGCAGACACCAGAGGCUGGGAGACAUGGACAAGCCUUUGCCCAUCCUGGUCCCUGGCUGACUGCCCCGCCCUGAGCCGGGUACACAGAGUGAUGACAAGAGGGCCAGGCCUGCUCCACUCUGCUGGCUAACUGACUGGAGAGGCAGGGCCCGCAGAAACAGCCUGACUGCAGCGGGUUUGGUCCCAGCGUGAGGGAGCCAAGCAUGUGGCUCAGGUCCCAGCUCAAGCGGGGAUCAGAGAGGGUGAGUGGGGGAGAAGGAAGGCAGCCACCAAGGAGAGUCACUGCAGGGCAGGGAUUCGGGGAUCGAGUUGGGCCUGCCUUCCUGGUUGUCGUCUAGGCCCAAGUCAGUGUGCAGGGGGGAUGGAAGAGUGUGGGGCCUUCUCCACCUCUGGCCCUGCUCCUGAAGAUGUCUUGACUCAUCUACCAGCUCCGUCUUGCAUGCCUGACGGGCUGGGGCCCAGGGCAGCAUGUAGGAGAGCCCUGUUCCUGUGCUUUUUACCAGAGGUUUGCAAACCACCAAUAAAUGUGCUGUUUACAAUG
Zalophus californianus (California sea lion) is the source of this 1886-nucleotide messenger RNA. RefSeq names its product stomatin like 1 (gene STOML1). The coding region runs from base 1 to 1197 and encodes 398 amino acids. Gene Ontology annotation, cellular component: plasma membrane. The record is from RefSeq and is a predicted model, not a curated record. NCBI's taxonomy places the organism in Eukaryota, Metazoa, Chordata, Mammalia, Carnivora, Otariidae. The transcript is spliced from 7 exons.